AUGCGACCGCAGGCUGGUAGCACCGCUGAUGGAUCGGGAGUGACACCAGACUCCCAGAGGAAUGUAUUUCGUCCUGCUGUCGAUGAAAAUGGGAACAGCCGGCGAACACGCUCUGGUAACCUGAAUCGCACAUUCAAUGCGAAAGAGCAACUUCUGUCAACAAAGCUUCUGGAUGCGCAAGAUACCUUGGAUAUCAUCGCCGCUGCCGGAUCUAAAGAAGACGGCGCAAGCGAGGCCAGUUUGAGCUUGGAAGGGACCCAAUCUGCAGCAACGCAUCAGCGUACAAUUGUCAGACCGGCACCGACCUCUAUCGCGUCUACCUGGAGCCAAUUCCUUCUAGUCAAGCGGAAGAUCAUCCGCGUUGAUGAGGUGAAUGAAUACCUUGACUUCUACUUCGCACACCUGUGGCAUCUCUUCCCUGUCUCUCUUGUCGCUGAAGAGCCGGUUCUCGCCAUGAGCUUAAUAAUGACAGCGGCCAGGCAUCAUCCACUGAGUGGGUUCAAUGGAGAAGCUCGGUCCGAAAUAGUUCACUGGCGCACAUGGCCAUGGGUUCAGCGUGUUCUCCAGUCGUCUAUAUGGGGAUCAUCAGUGAUGCGAAAGCCAGGUUCCGUUGCGGCUUUGCUCUUAUUUAUCGAAUGGCAUCCCCGAGCUAUUAACUCCCCAGAGGACAUAGUAGGCGACUGCAGCGAAAUAGAUAUAUUUGAGCCACAAGCUCAGACAUCAGAAGGUGCGCCAGCAUACAGAAGUAACAAAAUGUCCUGGAUGCUCUUGUCUACUGCUAUCGAUCUAGGUAAGGAGCUAGGUUGUUUUGACGAUAAAAAUGUCCUCCCCCACCCCCGUGCCGGAGGUGCUCCACUCGAGAACGACCCCGACAGGCUCGAGUGGUCUCGCAUCCUGUGCACAUUCCUCUGCCUUACAGACGAAGCUCUUGCACUACGCCUCCGACUCGACCCUCAACUGGCAAACACCAACUGGACAGAAAUGGUGUAUCGGCUCCCAUCUACUCUUACGGCAGAUGGGUUCUCAGAAAACGCUGUGGACCUCGCCAUCCAUAUGCGCAAGGCACGAGAACUCCUUCUAGCUUGGAGGAAAAGUGAGCACGGUGCCGGACCUCCCGUUUCGGCCGCCGCGUGGGACAGUUUCAAGCGAGGGCUUGAUCGCUGGGAAACCCAGCGCCACUUUAGCAGAUCUGACCUAUCCCUGCGCGGGGCCUGCCUCGAUAUAGAAUACUACUAUGUCCGGCUCUGUGGGCUUAGUCCGGCUGCACACAUGUUCGAGAGGUCGAUGGAGCGGCACGAACAUACGGACCCCUGCGCAAUGUCACUAUUGCAGUUCGCGGAAGCAGCCACCAAAGCCGCAAUCGACAUGCUCGAGCUCUUAACGCAGUACUUGGCCCCGUCCCUGCCCUUCAAGCGCGUAGCCGUAAGACAAAAUGCUCCUGACGACAUUCACAUGUCGCAGCGGUAUGCAGAUUUGCUAGAAGUUCUCAUCAACGCGGCAUUACGGCCGUCCUCUUUGACGGGUAAUACUACUUCAGGGGGCAGCCAGACAGAGGUUAAUGGCCGCCAACCGAGUCUGGAUCGAGUAGAGAGCUCGGGCGUCGAAAAUUGCUCACUUGAUUUGGGGUGGAUAUCUAUGACUCGAGCUUUUGGAACAAUUUGCCGGAUAUGA
Messenger RNA from Aspergillus steynii IBT 23096, 1671 nucleotides. RefSeq lists its product as uncharacterized. The coding region runs from base 1 to 1671 and encodes 556 amino acids. The record is from RefSeq and is a predicted model, not a curated record. Gene Ontology annotation, molecular function: DNA-binding transcription factor activity, RNA polymerase II-specific. Gene Ontology annotation, cellular component: nucleus. Gene Ontology annotation, biological process: aromatic amino acid catabolic process; positive regulation of transcription by RNA polymerase II. The transcript is spliced from 6 exons. Lineage: Eukaryota; Fungi; Ascomycota; Eurotiomycetes; Eurotiales; Aspergillaceae.